AUGGCUGCUCCCGGUUCCAAGUCGGCCCUCAUCACGAUGGACGAUGCCAAGACGUCCUUCAACCUCUUCUGCUGCGUGCUCGGCAUCGGAUCGCUGGCCAUGCCCUCCAACUACGCCCGCGCAGGACCCGUGUACGCCACCAUCGCUCUCGCGUUCAUGAUGUUCGCCAACACAUACGCCGCCAUGAAGCUGUCCAUGGCUAUGCUGGCUGCUCCCCCUUCCGUCAAGACGUAUGGCGACCUGGGCGAGUGGGCUCUGGGCAAGUGGGGCCGCUUCUGCACCGUCAUCUCUCAGAUGGGUGUGUGCGUGCUGGUGCCCAUUGCCUUCCUGAUCCUCGGUAGCAGUCUGCUUGACGUGCUGUUCCCGGACUGCUUCAGCCAGACGUUCUGGACCAUCUUCAUGGCGCUCAUGGUCGUCCCUGUGUGUCUGAUCCCAACGCUGAAGGAGAGCGCUGGUAUGGCGUUUGCUGGCUGCAUGGGCACUGCUAUCGCCGACAUCAUCGCGGUGUCCAUCCUGCAGUACAACAUGCGCGGCCACCCGUCGAUCCCCAAGCCCGAUGUGUCGAUGACCCAGGUUUUGACCUGCUUUGGCAACUUGGCUCUUGCUUACGGAGCUUCCAUUGUGAUUCCGGAUCUCCAGCGCGAACACUCACAGCCUCAGCGUAUGCCGCGUGUGGUGGUGGUGACCAUGCUCAUCAUCUCGGCCUUCUUCUUCGCCAUCGCGCUGGCCGGAUACACGGCCGGUGGCUGCCAGAUCUCGGGUAACAUCUUGUACUCUAUCGUGGACACGUCCAACCCGUUGGGCGUGGCUCCUCUGGGCUUCAGUGCCAACCGCGGCGCUGUCGUGAUGGCCUAUCUGUUCAUGCAAGUCCAUAUCUCUAUCGCCUUCUCGACGAUGAUGAUGCCGGCCUUCUACAUGGCCGAGCGGUUGGUGCUGGGCAUGCACAAGACAGCGCGUAUCGUCCGCUUCGACGCUGAGCAAGACCAGGAAGGCGUUGAGGACCUUGAGCUGCAGGACAAGCGGUCGUACGUGCAAGUUACGACGCCUAAGGAUAUGGCUGGCCGUCCCAGCAUGGCUGAACUCGGCGAGGAGAUUACGGAGGAGCAGCUCCGUGAGCCCUACAAGGGCGCCAAGAACACGCUGCGCUACAUCACACUGCGUAUCACCAUUAUCGUCCUUAUGGUUAUCGUGGCAGUCGCUGCCCAGGACAAGUUCCUCGACCUCGAAGACUUUACGGGCUCGACGGCCCACACGGUCAACUGCAUGAUCAUGCCUGUGCUGAUUUACGCGCGCGUGUUCUGGAAGAAGAUGUCGACCCUCGACAAGGGCGCGUCGAUUCUUGUGAUGGUCAUAUGCGGCCUUGCAGGCUUCUACAUGAUGAUCCACGCCGGCAAGCAGCUUUUCACGCCGUCGGAGGACGACACCGCCUUCCCCUACUGCGACGUGGAGUACCAGGACGAGCCAUACUACGUCCACAACAGCACCAACUAG
This is a messenger RNA of Phytophthora sojae, 1491 nucleotides long. RefSeq lists its product as hypothetical. Gene Ontology annotation, cellular component: vacuolar membrane. NCBI's taxonomy places the organism in Eukaryota, Oomycota, Peronosporomycetes, Peronosporales, Peronosporaceae. The transcript has a single exon. Bases 1 to 1491 code for a protein of 496 amino acids. Gene Ontology annotation, biological process: amino acid transmembrane transport. The record is from RefSeq and is a predicted model, not a curated record. Gene Ontology annotation, molecular function: amino acid transmembrane transporter activity.